AUGUGGUGGCGGUUACCGGGCGUUAGUUCGACCGUCGCCCUUCUCAUACUCCCAGUCCUGGUUUCUGCUGCAAACCAUGACUCCGCCUCUCGAGCCUCCAAGCCCAUAGUGGCUGGUGGAGCGGCUUCAUACUCCAAACAGACAUUUUCUCCUAUCGUGAAACAUAACGUUGAUGAGAGCGCCCUUGCAACCACUCUGGCUCUAGCAGGCUCCGGCCGUGCCGUUCGAGCCCCUUCCACUCCGCAGCUUUCAGCGCGGUCCUUAGAGGGAUAUGAGGUUGAGGACUUUGUCCUGCUGGCGACCGUUGACGGAACCAUUCACGCACGAGAUCGUAAGACCGGAACUCCGAAAUGGGCUUUGGAAAUUCCCAGCAGUCCACUUGUCGAAUCUAUUUAUCACCGAUCAAACAUGACGACAAGUUUCGACGAAACACAACCAGAGGACGACUUCCUUUGGAUUGUGGAACCUAGCCAGGAUGGCAGCCUGUACAUCUACAGUCCAGGCCCGGAGGCAGGAUUACAAAAGCUUGGCCUCACUGUCAAGCAAUUGGUCGAUGAAACCCCUUAUUCAGGUCUUGAACCUGCAGUCACGUACACUGCCCGGAAAGAAACCACCUUGUAUACUAUUGAUGCCCGCACUGGCAGCAUUCUGCGGGUUUUCAGCUCUCGUGGGCCAUUCCAAACUGGUCAAGAAUGCCGCAAGGUGGACGGAGAAGACCUGGACCCCGAUGAGUGCGAAACAUCCUCCGGUACAUUGGUUCUUGGCCGUGUGGAGUACGCCGUGGCUAUCCAGAAUACGGAAACGGGUGAUCCCAUCUGUACAUUGAAAUACUCCGAAUGGGCACCCAAUAAUCGCGAUAUAGAUUUGCAGAGUCAAUACUACCGAACAAUGGACUCGAGUCACGUCUACAGCAUGCACGAUGGUGUUGUAUUGGGAUUUGAUCAUUCUCGAAUGGACCGCCCUCGGUACACACAGCGCUUCCAAUCGCCUGUGGCCCGUGUUUUCGAUGUGAUACGGCCGACUAACAAAGAUGCCCCCAACGCUUCAACUCCAUUGGUCCUUCUCUCUCAACCUCUCCAGCCGCCGGACCCUGACUAUGGUACCCUGGAUGAUGGUCGAGACAUGCGUGUAUUCAUAGAUUCGACGAGCGCGGGAGGAUGGUAUGCUCUCUCCGAGGAGACCUACCCUCUCGUCACUGGUCGUGCCCCCAUGGCUCAGUGCUACGACAAAGACUUCUUCCGCCAGGGCCAGUCUCUGAUGAGUUUGACGCCGCAUCAGCAACGAGACGCACUCGCUGGUGUUCAUUCAUUGAAUGGUCCCCAGAUCCGGCCUUCCAUUCCCCGACUUGGCAGCUCCACGACUGAUAUUUCCAAUGACACGCCGCGGGAAGUUGCACGCAGUCCAUCAGAGCUAGCUCUUCCUCCUGCUCUGCGAAACAGCGCCAUUAUUCGCAAGAGCUGGGAUAAUGCCCUUGACAUUGUUGUUACCCUUAUCCUGCUCUUCAUUGGCACAUUUAUUUACUUCAACUCGCACCAUAUUCGGGACCUCGCCAAGCAGAAGCUGGAUAUCAAGAACAUUAUCAACUCAAACGACAAAUCUUCUCUCUCGACGCCAACGACCCCGAUCCUCGGCACGGCACCAGAUCUGGCUCACGCAUCCACCCCUCGAACUGUCCCCAAUGUCACCGUUGACGUUGAUUUGAUCGACUCUGGGGAUGCUACGCCGCGAACAUCUCGGGAUCUCAGCAUACCACCGAAUAAGACACCCCGUGUGAAGAUCAGCGAACCAGACCGUGAGACCGAAGAUGGUGAGCUUGAUGAGGGAAGCCAGGAUCCUGACAAGCCAGCAAAGAAGAAACGAUCUCGUGGUACACGUGGUGGUAAAAGUCACCGCCGCAAGAAAAAGCCUGGCACCGAGAGUGAGGUUGGAGAGCACUCCGACCAGGGAAUUGAACAGGUGAACCGGGCUGCGUCGCAGUCCCGACUUGAUGCUAGGAUGACUGGCAAUAUAUCAACUGAAGUUGUACAAAGUGAUGGGGUUGUUCGCAUUGGACGACUAGAAGUUUUUACAGACGUUGUGCUUGGGCACGGCAGCCAUGGAACUGUGGUCUACCGCGGUACAUUUGAUGGACGGAAUGUCGCCGUAAAGCGCAUGCUUAUGGAGUUUUACGAUAUCGCCUCACACGAGGUAGGCCUGCUACAGGAGAGCGAUGACCAUCAUAACGUGAUCCGUUAUUUCUGUCGUGAACAGGCAACUGGGUUCUUGUACAUUGGUCUGGAGCUGUGCCCGGCGUCUCUCCAAGAUGUCAUUGAGCGUCCUAAUCAGUACCCGGAGCUGGUUCAAGGCGGCCUGGACAUGCCGGAUGUUCUUCGUCAGAUCACGCAAGGAGUUCGAUACCUACACUCGCUCAAGAUUGUUCAUCGUGACUUGAAGCCUCAAAAUAUCCUGGUAGCCAUGCCCCGUGGACGGACAGCGUCCCGGGCCAUUCGCCUCCUUAUCUCAGAUUUCGGUCUGUGCAAGAAAUUGGAGGAUAACCAGAGUUCAUUCCGAGCCACUACUGCUCACGCUGCUGGAACCUCUGGCUGGCGUGCUCCAGAACUGCUUGUUGAUGACGAUACUGGUCCUUCUAGUCUUGCGUCCCAGUACACGGAGUCUUCUGAGCCCGCUGUUGUGGAUCCCCAGACCAAUCGCCGCGCCACCCGGGCUAUUGAUAUUUUCUCCCUGGGAUGCGUGUUUUAUUAUGUUUUGACACGGGGCAGCCAUCCGUUCGAUAAAAAUGGCAAGUUCAUGCGGGAGGCCAACAUAGUGAAAGGCCAAUUUGAUCUACAAGAAUUGGAUCGUUUGGGUGAUUAUGCCUUUGAGGCAGAUGACCUGAUUCGUUCCAUGCUUGCUCUUGAUCCACGCCAUCGCCCUGAUGCCAGUGCCGUUCUAAUGCACCCAUUUUUCUGGCCUCCCUCCGACCGACUCAGCUUCUUGUGUGACGUAUCGGAUCACUUCGAGUUUGAGCCACGCGACCCCCCAUCGGAUGCGCUGCUCUGCUUGGAGUCGGUGGCCCCGCAAGUUCUUGGACCCGAUAUGGAUUUCUUGCGCCUACUCCCUCGCGACUUCAAGGACAGCUUGGGUAAGCAGCGCAAGUACACUGGUUCCCGAAUGCUAGAUCUCCUGCGUGCCCUCCGAAAUAAGCGUAACCACUACAAUGACAUGCCGGAACAUCUGAAGACGCACAUUGGUGGACUACCAGAAGGUUAUCUGAAUUUCUGGACGGUGCGCUUCCCUAGUCUCCUGAUGAGCUGUCAUUGGGUCAUUGCCGAGUUGCAAUUGACGAAGAUCGAUCGGUUCCAGCGGUACUUUCAGCCGCCGGAGUAA
This is a messenger RNA of Penicillium odoratum, 3366 nucleotides long. RefSeq names its product bifunctional endoribonuclease/protein kinase IRE1 (gene ireA). The transcript is spliced from 3 exons. Lineage: Eukaryota; Fungi; Ascomycota; Eurotiomycetes; Eurotiales; Aspergillaceae. The record is from RefSeq and is a predicted model, not a curated record. Gene Ontology annotation, cellular component: IRE1-TRAF2-ASK1 complex. Gene Ontology annotation, molecular function: RNA endonuclease activity; protein serine/threonine kinase activity; ATP binding. Gene Ontology annotation, biological process: mRNA processing; intrinsic apoptotic signaling pathway in response to endoplasmic reticulum stress; IRE1-mediated unfolded protein response. Bases 1 to 3366 code for a protein of 1121 amino acids.